Molecule: messenger RNA, 1198 nt
Organism: Caenorhabditis sp. 36 PRJEB53466
Lineage: Eukaryota; Metazoa; Nematoda; Chromadorea; Rhabditida; Rhabditidae
Source: the annotation of a GenBank genome assembly
AUGGAAUCCAUACUCUCCACCAAGUCUAAAAACGUGGAUUUGCCUCCGAAACUCGAACCGGAAGUGGCGAUCAAUGAAAGUUUGGAGCAGGAACUUCCACGGAGCAACACCCGAUUGUCGGAGCCGUCAACGUCAUCUGAAGAGAAAUCGACUGACGAGUCACGGAAAAGAAGCAGAUCGGUCGGAGAUGAACGCGAAGAGCCAGCCAGGAAAGCGAGCAAAAGGAACAAUUCGACUUCGAGCACAGUGGAGAGUUCAUCGGACGAUCAGAGCAACAGUGGAAAGGAGGACGAGGACAGUGAAGAGACCGGACCGUAACUUACCCUUUUUAAAGUAUAUCCACUCAAAUUCUAUUUUUUCAGAGUGAAGUCAAUGUCUUCCCACCGAAAAAUGGCGCACACGAAACCUCCUUACUCCUACAUCGCCCUCAUUUCAAUGGCCAUCGUCAACUCUCCGGAAAAGAAACUUACGCUUUCUGAGAUUUGCGAUUUCAUCAUAAAUGAGUUCGAUUACUACAAGGAGAAGUUUCCCGCCUGGCAGAACUCCAUCCGUCACAAUCUCUCCCUGAACGACUGCUUUAUUAAAGUGCCACGUGGACCUGGCAAUCCUGGAAAAGGCAAUUACUGGACGAUGGAUCCGAACUCGGAGGAUAUGUUCGACAACGGAUCCUUCUUGCGCAGAAGGAAGAGGUGAGUCCGGGCGAGCUGGGCCGAGCAUUACAACUUGAGGUAGCCGUCGGCUGUGCACACAUAACGACAGCGACAACGACAGUUGUUUCGAUAAUUUGUCACCAAUUUGUUGUCAUUAAUCGCACCCACCGGGGCACAAUCCUUGGGAAAACGACAACUUUUCGAAACGAGGGUCAAGUGUUUUCAGAUUCAAAAAGACGGCGGACAACAUGCCCGAGUUGCUGGCCCAUCCGAUGCAGUUCCCUCCGUUCAUGCCGCCCGGCAUGUUCAUGAAUCCCCGCAUGAUGCCUCCGAUGGGCCCGAUCCCAAUGAUGGCCGGUUCCCAUCCGAUGAAUCCACGUGCCUGUCCCAAUAUGCCCGCAUUCUUCCUCCCUCCUCCGAUCGACAGUCAGAAGUUGCUCUCCAUUAUGGCCUCGCGAGUGAUGCCGUUGGAGGCGCCGAUCCGUCAGAUUGAGAAGAAGUCUGUUUCUCCGAAUGAGAACGGAUCUUCUGCCAUCCAAUCAUUAUGA